AUGUUUGACCAGUACGCAAUUAUCAUGCAUGAAAGAUUAGACCUUAUCUAUAUGGUGCUAAAUGAAUGGCCUGCUCGUGCGGAAGUGCUUUUAAUGAAUCUAGUGGAAAAGAUUAUUGAACAGUUUGAAUUUUCAAGUCCUAUUGUGCGGAUUAAUGAUGUUCCUACGCGAUUGAUUCGUUACAGCCCCCCAGGAGGGGUGUAUUAUGUUUUUGAAAGAGUCGCAAAAAAAGAAAUUAUUGGUGCAUAUGCUUACGACAUUGUAGUACCAGAAGAUGGCGGAGCUAUUAGACUUGAAAUUACCAGCGGAAGUACUUUGAGUCCUGCUAUAUGGUCUCCUCCUCCUCUUCAACGCACUGUAGGACAUGUCGAUCAAAUAUAUCGUUAUUUCUGUUCCCUAAAGUUGCGGUGA
This is a messenger RNA of Cotesia congregata, 411 nucleotides long. The record is from the annotation of a GenBank genome assembly. Lineage: Eukaryota; Metazoa; Arthropoda; Insecta; Hymenoptera; Braconidae.